Messenger RNA from Paramisgurnus dabryanus, 1685 nucleotides. It is a transcript of the gene gpr3, whose product is annotated as G protein-coupled receptor 3. Gene Ontology annotation, biological process: G protein-coupled receptor signaling pathway. The record is from RefSeq and is a predicted model, not a curated record. Lineage: Eukaryota; Metazoa; Chordata; Actinopteri; Cypriniformes; Cobitidae. Gene Ontology annotation, cellular component: membrane. Gene Ontology annotation, molecular function: G protein-coupled receptor activity.
GUGCGGCAGAACUGACGUCACGAAGCUCGAAGUCUCGUUAGCGCGUGUUUUCAGCACCAUGGACAGCAGUGACUCACUCUCACUUUCUGUCACACUCAGCCUCAUGAACGUGCAUAUGUAGCACGAGCUUGUUUUGCCUGCUUUAGUAUUAUGAGGGUGGUUAAUCAAAAAUCACAACUAAUUAGUGGUGUAUUCAGUCGGUGAUCAAAUUUUAUGAAAGACCAGGCUCGUUUGAUUCACACGAGGGCCGUCUUUAACAAGGCCAAUGGAUUAUACUUUGUCCUCUCUCCCGCCGUCGCAGUGGGCGGGGUGAAAGAAUGCGGUAUUUUUAUGAAUGAAAUUACGACAGUGGAUGGUGUUCCUGUGAGUCUCCUGAUUGGCUGGCCGUUGCAGAAUCGCCCCUCAUCAUCGUAACUGACGUCAGAGGGGAAUCAUUGAAGGUAAAGCUCGCAGCCCACCAGAGCUGAGUGUUAAACUGAAGCGAUCGCGAGGACGGCCGAUAAAACAGAGCGGAGCUACGAAGAAACUUCGCUUCGCAAGACGAACAAGCAAAUACAUAUUUGGACGACGACGACUUACCUCCGCGAGACUGCAAUUUUUAUUUACUUGCAAAUCGAUUUCAGCGUGCUAAAAGGACUUCGGUUGGAUGGUGCUCUGUGCCGUGAACAACGGUCCUUUUUCCAAUCCUAUAGUGCUUCCAAAUGGCCCAAAACAAUUCUGAAGUGGGCUUAGAAGUCAUCUUGGCAAUGGACGAACUGCUGGAACUCUCUCCUACCCAUAUGACCCCUAAACCCUUGGAGGCCACAGUGAUGACUCCAUGGGACGUAGCCCUGUGUAUUUCAGGUGCCCUGAUCUGCUGUGAAAAUGCCAUUGUUGUGGUCACCAUCUUCUCUUCAUCAUCUCUACGGGCACCAAUGUUCUCACUAAUUGGCAGUUUAGCCUGGGCGGACUUCCUAGCAGGGGUAGGGCUCCUAUUGCACUUCCUGUCUCGCCGCUGUGUGUACUCAGAAGCGUUAGAGCUGGGCAGCGUGGGUUUGUUGGUGAGCGCACUUAGUGCAUCCGUUUUCUCUCUGUUGGGCAUUACCCUGGACCGCUUCCUCUCUCUACAUCGUGCUCUUACUUAUGGAUCCCGGCGCACACACACACAAACUCGCUGUGCUCUGGCUAUCGGUUGGACCCUUGCUGGUCUUCAGGGUGCUUUACCUGCGCUGGGUUGGAAUUGCUUGAACGAUGGACAAUCUUGCAGUGUGCUUCGCCCUCUGACCCGAGUGCACCUGGCAACCCUCUGCGGUGGCUUUCUGCUGACCCUGGUUCUGUUGCUGCAGUUGAAUGCUCGUAUCUGCCAAGUUGUACUUCGUCAUUCACACCAAAUCGCCCUUCAAAGACACACACUCCCAUCUGCUCGGACACACACACAAAGGCGGGUACACACCCUCGCUUUAAUUCUGGCCACAUUUGCCAGCUGCUGGAUGCCCUUUGCUCUUUAUGGUCUUCUCGCCGAUGGGUCAUCCCCGGUUCUUUACACUUAUGCCACCCUGAUUCCAGUCACAGGAAACUCUAUGCUUAAUCCUCUCAUCUAUGCCUACAGAAACAAACACAUACAGAGAGUGCUUCGACAGGCCUGCUGCUGCUGCUGCCUACCAAACACACCCAACAAACAGACACACACACCCAGUGAUGUCUGA